GAGUAAAUAGGGAGCAUAUUGAUCAAGUUGCAUAUCCUUACUUCCCGAGUUGUUGUGGUCGAUAUAAUCACCAUUUUGAAUCCGCCGUUUCAACUCUCCUCGGCAGCAAACAUGGUAGAUCUAACAAAUCUUCUCGUGGUACUGGGAAAGGAGCUCUGGUUAACACAGUAAGGGAUUUUAUUGCACUUGGACCACUGAUUUGGCUCCGAGUUGGGGUGUUCGUUCACUGGAAGUUCUCUCUUUGACCCUCACUCGCUAGACCACCCAUAACCUGUUUGAGACCCGUUUUUUCUGUAGCAACCCCAAGAAAUCUGCAAAAUGGAGUAGAACAGUGAGAUACUCUCUUCAAAGUUAAAAAAGGGGGGGGGGGAAUUGAGAUGAUUAACAGAAUUGAUUCUUGGUCAUUAAGAAAUUUCUGGAACCCGAAGCAGAUUUGUAGCUCCAGAUCAUCUUCUUCGUCGAUGGAACGAUGUAUAAAAGCUGGAAAAAGUAUUAUGACUGGGAGGGUAAUUGACACAUCAGUACUAGCCCUCUUCUGCCAAAUCCAAGCUAACUUCUUUCAUCGUCAUCGUCCAUCAAACAAACAUACCUGUGAGCACGAUCAGUCCAUUUAGAUCAAGAAAAAUAGAAGAUAGCAGAACUCAACAAAGAUUGUUGGUCACCCGUCACUCUUACCUCAAGAAAUAUUAAAGCGCAAUGAGAAAGAACAACUUCCUCUGUCUUAUCGUGCCAACGAUUCCAUAAGAGAUUCCAUUCUUACAAAAGCAUUCAUCGCAAUCAACCACGCUUUCUAGAUAACAGAGAAGAAAAAAAGUGAAGUACACACGCCAAAGCCAAGAAGAACGGUAACAAAGGGAUUCCUCAAACCCGGUUUAGAUACGUAGCUUUAGAUCGUUUUCUUCGUCUUUAAGGUCUUCCACAGUCAAGGAUGAAACCUAGGGAAGAGAGGAUGAGGGCAGGAUGAGAGAUCGGUAGGCUGGUGUCUGUAAACCCUGAAGACGAUAGGCAAUUUUCCGAGCGAGCAUCUUUAGGAGAAGGGGAGAAAGAUGGAGAGAGAGGGAGAAAAAUUGGGGUUGAGAAAAAAAUAGAAGAGUAGAUGAAAUAGAGAGAAGUUGAUUUGUCUCUUCCCAAUAAGCCUUGAUUUUUCCCCUUCUUUUUCCAUUUUCCAUUUUCCUUCCGUAGAGAGGCAUGGGAUUGUGAGCUGGGUGGCAGGAAAAAAUUGGAAGUAGGAGAGAGUUGGUCUGUCUUUUCCCAAUAAGCCUUGAUUGAUGGCUUCAGGAUAAAGUAGAUUUUGCUUUUUCCUUCUCUGAGCUUCAAGAACCGAGGCGGCAAUGUGGCUCUGCUUACAACCAAGGAAGUUGCAAGGUGCAGACUCACCCCCAGCUUCCCUCUCUCCAACGUGGCCUCACUGCUUCCAUGCAUUCAGUCCAGAACUCUGCAAUCAACGGUCAUCUCAAGCAAAAAGCAAAACCAAAAAUAGUAGCCUCUGCCUCUCAGGUCCCAGAACUCGAAGCGGCAAAUAAUUUCCAUAAAUCGAUAUUUGUUCCUGCAGAGCUCAGUCACUUCAGUACUUUCCCCAAAACCCUCCAGCCUCUCUAAGCCUCUCCCUGCAUCGAACAACGCGAGCCCAUCCCUCUCAAUAUCUCUCUGUGUAUCUGAAGAAUCCUUUUUUGUCUCUCGAACGACUCAUCUCUCCACUGAGCAGAACACCCAGAGCAACUGAUUAAGCCUCGACUGGCGCACCCGCUAGGGGAAAAGUCACAUACCGAUCUCUGAUGACCAACGCGCGUCCGGGCCACCAAACGACCCCAACUAAGGCCAACCAGAAGCUAACGACCAGUCCCACCCCGACCGAGCCCCCAAACUCCGUCAGAUCCCAAUGAGGCCUCACCCAACAACAGCCCACACGCCAGCCCACGCCAGUUUGAAACAGUAAAUCUCAGUCACAAUGGACAGUAAAAGGUGUCUGCGUGUACAGUACCAGGGGCUGCGGUGGGUUUCUUUCUUUCAAUGUACAUGCUAACUAUGUCAAUUUAAUUACCUAGUGUAUCCUGUAUAAUUCUUUGGCGAUCUAAUGAAUUGCUUAGCACUUGAUCUAUUUGAAAUAUUUUACUCUAUUUUAGUAUAUUCAUCUAUGCAUAUAUUUACUUAAUGAAUUCCCUUAACACGAAAAUUCAUGCUCAAUAGAACGUGACAAAACGUGUGACCAAAUCCAUCGAAAGUCGACAAUAAUUCAAAAAUUAAGUUUACACAUCAAAAUUAUCAUCCAAAGUAAAAAUCGAUAUCUAAAUUUAACACGAUCAAUAGAACGUGUAAAAUUUUCCCUUUUCAAAAAUCGAUUAAAAUUACCGACUACGUGGACUUUGAUCCCGACUACUCGGGUACGUAGGCAACCAAUAGGUUUCAAGUCCAACUAACAAAUUUUCUCCACAUUCCUAAUGUGUGAGACUCAACAUUUAAAAAUCCCAAAAUUAAACCGAACUACGUGGACUUUGAUCCCGACUACUUGGGUACGUAGGCAACCAAUAGGUUUCAAGUCCGACUAACAAAUUUUCUCCACAUUUCAAUAUGUGAGAGACUCAACAUUUAAAACUCAAAAUAAGCGAACUACGUGGACUUUGAUCUCAGCUACUCGGGUACGUAGGCAACCAAUAGGUUUCAAGUCCAACUAACAAAUUUUCUCCACAUUCCUAAUGUGUGAGACUCAACAUUUAUAACUCAAAACUACUAAAUCAAACUACGUGGACUUUGAUUCCGACUAUUCUGAUACGUAGGCAACCAAUAGGUUCGAGUCCAACUAAUUAUAAAACUAUUUCUUUACCUUUUGGGAAUUACGUCAAUAGACGUAAUGAUCGAAUCGUAUAUUAAUAAAUAUCAAAUUAAAUCAAAUCACAUCACAUAAUUAAAUAAGCAAUAAUGCGCAAACAAUAACACACCCAACCCUUUAAAACUUAUCGAUUUAAGUAAUACCAAUUUUGGGCGUUGUGGGGUGUGAAUACACUUCCCCACACGUAACCGUACUCCCGAACCCAAAAUCCUAAAUUUCGCAGACCAAAUCCCGGUUUUGACGCUAAGGUUGAGACCGGACCAAAUCUGUUCGAUCCACCGCAAAAUAAGAUCGAUGGCGACUCCGAGCAUAUUCGCGACGGAUCCUAUGAUACGGAGUGGCGGUUGCGACAAUUGAAGAUAAGUUUUUACAGUAUGAUGUUUCGUGAUAGUGGUCACUUGCUUCCAGAUUUAAAAGUGUGGUUCUAAUUACUUUAAUAUAAAAAGCACGAGUGAUAGCAAUAAUUGGAGCAGAUACAAGAUGGUUUGAUAUCUUUCUCUCUGCAAGGAAUAAAUACAUGGUGAGCAUAUGCUGUCAUGGGAAAGACAAAUCGAACACUUUGUGUUUGUAGUAUAGCAUGUUGAUAUAUACGCAUGUAUAGACCCGAUCGAUUGGACAUAUCCACUUGGAAUUUAUUGACGGGAUUUUUGCUCAUUAAAACCGCGUGCCAAGUAAACUCCCUCCUCAAUCCUUAUUUUUGUUAAUCUGCACAUGCACACCCUCAUAGGAACACAUGUACAGAAUUAAAAUUUAGGUACUUCAUUAGUGUUGUUUCCAUAGGAUUGUAUUAUUUGAGGUGGUUGUUCUAGAAUUAUGAAUCGUGAUUGUAUCUCCUCUAAGAAAUUGUCAAGAUAAGCUGUAAAAGAGGCUAACCUGAGCUUCCUCUUUAAUUUAGAUGGUAAGAGAGCAAUGACCCACGUCAAAUUGAUUGAGGGUUGACAAUGCCUGAGAAACAUUUUAGCCUUUUUCAGAGUAUCACAAGAUCCUGAUAGUAUCUCAACCAAAGCAAUUUUUGUUUUAAUGCCCGAUGUGGUUACAAAUUGUUAACCUAGAGGAGAGCCCCAGCAAGUUAGCUCUUGGAGUUGCGAUGCGAAAAUGGGUAAGGUAGAAAUGGUUUAUAUAAAAGGCCAUACUAUAAUCAUAUAGAAUGCGUUGGUAGAGAUAGUCAUCUAUCUCAUUUUAUUGAUGAAGCCAUUGGUACUCUAAAUUUUACAAGGCUAUUAUAAUGAUCAUCCCUUUCAUUUCAUGUAAAUUUGUAUUAUGACUAAAGUGAUAAUACCCCAAGCCAUAAAUUGCAGCAAGGAAUGGUCGUUUGAAUUAAUGUGCACUGAUGCAAAAUGCCAUAUAUCUGCCAAGAAAAAAGACUAAGAGUGGAUCAAUCAGUGUGUUUGCUGUCGAGAAGGAUAAAAAUCGUGAUAAUGGGGAUGGUUCAUGAUGUACAAAAAUAUAGGGCAAACCCAAUUAUCAAUAGAAAGUACAGAGCUGUUAGUCAUUUGUGUGUUUAGUGUACCUGAGUGGUUAGGAGUGAUUUGGUAGGAUUUACAGUGAUAGGGAUAUUGACAAAAGUUAUUAUGUGUUGGUGCUUCCACGCAUAUAUUGCUUGACUGUUUUUUUUGUUUAUAUAUGAGAUUUCUACAGCAGAUUGCAUGCUUUUGUAUUUUUUUCUGUCAUUUUAAUUAACAAAACUAUAUUUCAGAAAAAACUGGCUGACGCAUUCCAUCGACUUGAUUUGGGCAUUCCUGGUUUUUGUUUUCUCAGCCAGGGAUUCAUCGCCUUUGGUGUCAUUGUGGUUUUUGGUCUAAGGGCAAUCCAUAUUGGGGUUUUCUUAUGAAAUCUCUUGGUGGCUUCCAUUUUUACCAUUGAUAAUUGGAGCUAGGUAAUCAUUAUUUUGAUUUUUUCAUGUUCACUCUAGGGGCAUCAUGAUGCAUGGCAAUAGUGGCUAUAUUUAAGGCUAAUGACUUGGUUUGGAUUGUCCAUUAUAGUGUUUAAUGUUUUACUGUUUGGGGUUUUGUGUCAUUGUGGUUUUUGGUCUAAGGGCAAUCCAUAUUGGGGGUUUCUUAUGAAAUCUCUUGGUGGCUUCCAUUUUUACCAUUGAUAAUUGGAGCUAGGUAAUCAUUAUUUUGGUUUUUUCAUGUUCACUCUAGGGGCAUCAUGAUGCAUGGCAAUAGUGGCUAUAUUUAAGGCUAAUGACUUGGUUUGGAUUGUCCAUUAUAGUGUUUAAUGUUUUACUGUUUUCUUUUAUAAUACAAUGGGAUGAUGACUUUCCAUAAUAUUAUUAUAUAUGAUGUUGUUGACCUACCUCCGACCAUCGCCAUAUACAUGUUAACGGAUGAUAUCAGUUAGAAUCUAAGAGUCAAUUUCCGCGACUACGUCCCACCAAGGGCCGGGUAAUGAGCUAGUACUAAAAUUAUGAUUUAAUCUUCUCAUAACGCGAAAAUCGUCUACCGUUUGAGUUUUGAUAUAGGUAAAUGACAAGAUUGGUCACUGAGAUUACUAAAAGCUGUCACAUUUAGUCAGUAAAAAAAUAUUUAAUUCCAUUCAUGAUCACUAAAUUUAUAUUUUCGUAUCAUCAAUGGUCACUCUCCGUCCAUCUCCGUUAAAUCUAUACUACGUGGCGGUCAACUCAAAUAGUUGACCGUUAAAUAAGUAUUGUGUCAUUUAAAAAAUAAUAAACAAAUAAUACUUAAUUAUUUUUAAUUCCACCUCACAAAUACCGUAACUAAAUAAAAAAUUAAUUUUCUUUUUUACUCUCUCCUCAGUCUCCUCUCUAGUCUCUACCCGGCGGAAGAAGAAAAACUCCGACCACCAGCUCUCCUACCACCACCAAAAUUCCAACCACUCCUCUCCGCUCUAGUAUUUUCCAUCCUAUUUAUCUUUGUUUCUCCUCUAGGAGAGCAUAACCAAAGCUACGCUUCCUUCCAAACCCCUCAAUCUACCCUCUUUGCUCUUUUACUUUACUGGUAGCGAUUAGAAAAAGUGAAAGACGAUAGUAAUGACGAAAAUGACGCCGAUGGACGCCGACGACGACAUUAGAGGUUGGAGGAAAUGGAAGUCAAAGGCGAAGAGGACCUGGAUACCCUCGGCAGCGGCCACAACGGAGACCACCAGAGACUUCCCAAUUAGCUCGGGUCAGGGCAUGGUGGAUCUCUGGGGAAGUAGCACCUGGGUUAAGCAUCGCUUAAACCAGAGAGGUGAAGGGGGAUCCGAAAGACGUGACAUGUAAAGCGGUGGAGUUGGGUUUGUAGUAAUGAUGGAUUUGUGGUGUUUGUUGGGAAAUUACAAAUUAGCCAAUUACUGUGUGCACAAUGCGAAAUGCCCUGUUCUUGUUGUCAAGAAGCCAUUCUGUAAUUGAUUCAGCUUGAUCUGGGUUUUCUGCGGAUUGUUGCUGGUGGCUGUAAGAUUGAUGAGGGUUUCUACGGAUUAUGUGACUAUGAAAGCCAAAAGUAAAGAUUGGGAUGGUUGGCGGUGAAGCGGGAGGUGAAAGGAACGGUGGUGUGGAAGCGGAGAGCGUGGGUGUUGGUGGUGGUCGAAGUUAAAAUUUUCCGCCGGGAAGAGACUAGAGAAAAGCAAAUUAAUUUGUAUGUUUAGUUAUUGUAUUUGUGAGGUGGAAUUAAAAAGUUAUUAAGUU
Molecule: messenger RNA, 6455 nt
Organism: Linum trigynum
Lineage: Eukaryota; Viridiplantae; Streptophyta; Magnoliopsida; Malpighiales; Linaceae
Source: the annotation of a GenBank genome assembly